AUGUUCGAGAUACCAGGUGCAAAGCGUGUCAAGCGCACAGAAUUCUUCGAGAGGGACAACGAUAACGAACAGCGCACGCAGAUUGAUGGACAAAAGAAGCACAGUGGUGUUGAUGUGGACGAAAUCCUGCCAGACUAUGGCUUCGAUUACGAAUUUAUCGACCAGACCACUACUGCUUCUACGCAACAAGCUGGAACGACCUCAGAAAAAGAGCAGACCUUUCAAUUCAAUUUAUUCCGACCGGCACCUCAAUCAUCUCAGAAGCAAUCUUCAGCACUCACACCAUCAACAGAAACCACAUGCCAGAACACGACAGGAUCAGUCCCGGCCUUGAUCUCGAUCCGCUCGCCAUCUCCAGCAGUAUCUCAGGAAGCUGAGAGAGGGUUAUACCACACGUCACGACCAGACAGCUACUACCUGACAUCAUGUGUACCGCCCGAGAAGCAGCAACGGUUGCGAGAAAGCUACGCCGCGGCCGCGGUCACAGGGAAUUUCAUCCUCGACACACUGAGCACACGAUAUUGGCCUGGAGCUUCCCUGUCUUGGCGCGUGAUACAUUUACCGACAAACAGGAAACAGGUCGUUCUGCAAAAGACACCAUCUCUGACAAAAUUACCGUCAAGCAGCACUGUGAAAGGUACCGCGAUGAUUAACAAUGAAAACCCAAGGACGGGACGAAGGCCGCGCCCAUCAAAGAAACGGCGGAAUCUGCUCAGAGAUAGGGCAGCGAAACGUCAGCGGAUCAUCGAUGAAAGCAAGUCGAAAGAGGAGCAUGAGAAGGAGAAGAGGAACAAAAAGAACAGGGAGCGGAAGUUGAAGCGGAGAGCGAAGGAGCGUAGGGAGAAGGAGGAAAAGAAGGUUGGUGAUACGAGUCAAAUGAGUGAAGAUAGUAGUGAGAAAGGUUGA
Lithohypha guttulata is the source of this 906-nucleotide messenger RNA. RefSeq lists its product as uncharacterized. The transcript has a single exon. Bases 1 to 906 code for a protein of 301 amino acids. NCBI's taxonomy places the organism in Eukaryota, Fungi, Ascomycota, Eurotiomycetes, Chaetothyriales, Trichomeriaceae. The record is from RefSeq and is a predicted model, not a curated record.